Molecule: messenger RNA, 999 nt
Organism: Puccinia graminis f. sp. tritici CRL 75-36-700-3
Lineage: Eukaryota; Fungi; Basidiomycota; Pucciniomycetes; Pucciniales; Pucciniaceae
Exons: 2
Coding region: 1-999 (332 amino acids)
Source: RefSeq, a predicted model, not a curated record
AUGAGAGGUUAUUCAGAAAGGCAGAGCCUCAUCCGUGAUAUGUUUAUGAUUAUCGUAUGGAUGGAGCAUAACGAAGUGGAAGAUAUGGUCGACGCUGCGAUUUUACGACGGAAACCAUUCCCAACUGACGGGGAGAUAGCCUUCCCUAGAAACAGACUACUUCAGCUGAUGUAUGACCUCCUCUUAAGCGAUCGGGCAUUAUUUGAAGAACAACUUCAGAUCAUCCUGAGAAGCCGGUAUCUGUCUCCUCGUCCAACACCGAAAACUCGAGACGAAUUCGACCUCGAAAGGCUUUUCAACAUGCCAGACAUGGACUUCCGACAAGCUGCACGGACCACAAAAGCGGGCUUUGUUGAAGUACUUGACAUUAUCUGCAUGAACCCAGUCUUCCAUUGUGGGGGUAUUCGUCCGCAGCUACCAAUUGCUCAUCAACUGGCAUUGACUCUAGAGCGCCUGGGAUCAAAUGGGAAUGCAGCCUCUGUUGGCCGCUUCUCUCGGAACUUGAAUGUUAGCCGAAGCACUGUCAUCAAAGCCACUCAACAAGUCAUUGAGGCUCUUGUUUCCUUAGGUCGACAGUACGUUAUGUGGCCCAAUACCACUCGUUGGGCUGAGAUCUCCGAAGUUAUGAAGAACGAGGGAUUCGUUGGAUGUGUUGGAUUUGUUGACGGAACAACCAUUCCCCUAUUCCAGCGGCCUGGUUAUGACGGCGAGGUAUUCUAUGACCGAAAAAGACGGUAUUCGAUCAAUGCUCAAAUAAUCUGUGAUUGUGACAAGUACAUCACAUCAUUCAUCACAGGCUGGCCUGGUACAUGUGGGGAUAGCCUAGUUUACAAGCGGAUGCAGCUGCAUCUCAACCCCUCCCAGUAUUUUGAUGAUGGUCAGUACUUAUUGGCCGACUCAGCUUAUGAGGUCUCAAAAACAGUGGUUCCAGCCUACAAAAACCCAUCAGCCAAGAUUCCGAUCAAUGCCGACUUCAACUACUGCCUUGCAAAGGCUUGA